AGAUAUGGCAAAACGAUAUGGUUGUCCAAAAUGCCAGAAGACUUACAAGCACCAAACUUCGCUGUACAAACAUAUCAAUCAUGAAUGUGGAGUAGUCCCGCGAUUCACUUGUCAUCUUUGCAAUUAUGCAGGAAAGAGGAAGUAUCACUUGAAGAGGCACUACAUGUGCUGUCAUAAAAUCCAAAUGAGAACGGUUCAAUAUCAACAACUGGUCUAAAUCAUUUGAGCCCAUGGAAACGGAGUUCUGCAAUGGAAUUCGCUUGUGAGAGCUGUGGAAAAUCUUAUAAACAUCAAACGUCACUCUACAGGCACAUGAAAUAUGAAUGCCAAAGAUUGAGGAAAUUCGCAUGUGAUCUUUGCAAUGCCAGUUUCAAGAGAAGAGAUCAUUUAGUGCGCCACAAUAGAUGUACUCAUUCUAUAUUAGAAAGCAUCAUGUAUAGUUCUUGCAGAUAAUCACAUCUGGCUAAUCUUUCUCCCAUUAUUCUUAUGACAUUAUGAUCAAUAUAUCAUGAAUAUUAUCUACGCACCAAUGAAAAUUUCUGAUUUUUUCUGGCCUUUUUUUUCAUAUGAAUUCCAUCUCUCAAUUUUAAUCAUCUAUAUUGAUUUGCUUUCCAAUUUGAGACCUAUUAGUAUUCAAU
This is a messenger RNA of Phaedon cochleariae (mustard beetle), 638 nucleotides long. NCBI's taxonomy places the organism in Eukaryota, Metazoa, Arthropoda, Insecta, Coleoptera, Chrysomelidae. The record is from the annotation of a GenBank genome assembly.